AUGGUACCAACCGCACAUCUCAAAUUUCCAAGCAGCAAGGUGGUAUCAACCACACCACGACCCGCGUGGAUAUUGAAACUCCCCCAAGAACUACUGUGGUCGAUUUUGCUGCCAGGUGUCACCUAUCAAUCCGUCUCUCACGUAUUUCACGACAGGGCGCCUGACGUGGCCAACCACGACCCCGAGUUCUUCUUGAGAUGGAGGAAGUUCUGGAAGCUGCGCACCGUCUGCCGCCGCUUCAACGACUUCCUCUUUCCCUUGCUAAGCCAUGCCUUCCGUCAGGAGGCCCUCAGCAUACUGGCCGCCACGAUUAUCGUCGACGGCCCCCAGCACGAGCUCGGUUGGAUGGGGGUCAUCGAGGGCUGCUACCACCCGCUGCAGCCCCUCAACCAGAUAUUGGAGCAUUGGACUCUGGGGGAAAAGCAGAGGACCAGUUUCCUCUGGAACAUGUACGUGGCCCUCAGAAACCCGAACCGUGUGGUCACUCGCGAUGACCGCCUAAUAUUGGCGAUGAACAAUGACCGCGCUGAGAAGCUGGUAUUGUGCGCUUUUGACGACUGGUGCUGGCUAUAUAGGGAAGACCUCCUGAGGCUCGGCGGCCCGACCGGUCUGUGUAUGCAUUGGUGGCGCGGUGAAGAUCCCGUGGGCUGCGAUACGUAUAGGAAGAUGCAGGAGGCUCAGAUGCAGACCCUGGAAUGCUUGCACAUGACCGUGGCCGACCCUUCGAGAUUGGUCGACGAUUUCAUCAAGUUACGGUUCAGUCGAGGUGGUGGGAGGCAUUGA
This is a messenger RNA of Colletotrichum gloeosporioides, 783 nucleotides long. RefSeq lists its product as uncharacterized. Bases 1 to 783 code for a protein of 260 amino acids. NCBI's taxonomy places the organism in Eukaryota, Fungi, Ascomycota, Sordariomycetes, Glomerellales, Glomerellaceae. The record is from RefSeq and is a predicted model, not a curated record. The transcript has a single exon.